This is a messenger RNA of Cololabis saira (Pacific saury), 4124 nucleotides long. RefSeq names its product low density lipoprotein receptor b (gene ldlrb). The coding region runs from base 98 to 2671 and encodes 857 amino acids. The record is from RefSeq and is a predicted model, not a curated record. The transcript has 18 exons. NCBI's taxonomy places the organism in Eukaryota, Metazoa, Chordata, Actinopteri, Beloniformes, Belonidae. Gene Ontology annotation, molecular function: calcium ion binding; protein binding.
CUCGUCUUUUACUUGCAGUUUACUGCCUUCUCCUCCAAACCUGCCCUCACAGUUGACUCCUGUUUCUGUCAGAAGAAAGUGAAUAAGAUUAAAGGACAUGUUGUGGAGGGGCCUGGCCGGACUGUCCUGCUGGAGUCUGGUGAUGCUGAUUCAUUGUUUGGCUGUUACAGACGCGGCGCUCAGCUGCAGCUCCACCCAGUUCAAGUGUGGAAACGGGAGGUGCGUCACGCGCAGGUGGGUGUGUGACGGGACGGACGACUGUGGGGACGGGAGCGAUGAGCUGGAGUCCACCUGUGCUGCCAAGACCUGCGCGGAGUCGCAGUUCAACUGCGGCCUGCCCAUGAACCAGUGCGUACCGAAAAGCUGGCACUGCGACGGCAAGGAGGACUGCAACAACGGGGCCGAUGAGCGAAACUGCACAGCGAAACAAUGCAAAGAUAACGAGUUUCGCUGCACCAACGGCCAGUGCAUCGCCACCUCCUUCGUCUGCGACAGAGACGCCGACUGCACGGACGGCUCGGACGAGGUGUCCUGCCCGCGGCCCACCUGCAACCCCCGCUCCUUCCAGUGCAACAACUCGGUGUGCGUGCCGCGGCUGUGGCUCUGCGACGGCGACACCGACUGCCUGGACGGCUCCGACGAGUGGGCCGAGAACUGCCCAGACAAGGUCGCGGAGAGGUCGCCGCGAUGCUCCGUCCACGAGUUCGAGUGCGCCAGCGGCCAGUGCAUCCACAGCCGGUGGCGGUGCGACGGCGGCGUGGACUGCCAGGACCGAUCAGACGAGCUCAACUGCAGUUUCUCCUCCUGCUACAAGGACCAGUUCCGCUGCUCCAACGGCAGCUGCAUCAGCUCCAGCCUUCGCUGCAACACCGUGUUGGAUUGCAGCGACGGCAGCGACGAGCACGAAUGCUCCGCAGAAGCCUGCGAAGGCCCGACCAAGUUCCGGUGCCGCAGCGGCGAGUGCAUCGACAUGGAUCUGGUGUGCAACAAGGACCGAGACUGCACCGACUGGUCCGACGAGCCUGUCACCGGUUGUGGCAGAAAUGAGUGUUUGACGGGAAACGGCGGCUGCUCCCACAACUGCACCGACCAGAAGAUUGGCUUUGCCUGCUCCUGCCCUGCCGGGUACCGACUCAAGGCCGACAGUAGAACCUGUGAAGACAUCAACGAAUGUGACGAGCCCGACACCUGCAGCCAGAUCUGCAUCAACCUGCCCGGCAGUCACAAGUGCGACUGCGAGGACGGCUUCGAGAUGGACCCCGCCACCAACGCCUGCAAGGCCGUGUCAGGCUCGCUGCCCACCCUGUACUUCACCAACAAACACGAGGUGAGGAUGAUCACGGUGGACCGCAGCGAGUACGUGCCGGUGAUCUCGGAGCUGAAGAACGCCGUGGCUCUGGACAUGGACAUGCCCAACAUGAUCCUGUUCUGGUCCGACCUGUCUCUGAAGAGAAUCUCAAGCUCCAGGGUGGACGUGGCGGGGAACGCCUCUUCCCACAGCGUCGUCAUCGACAGCGGACUUGAGGCUCCCGGGGGCAUCGCGGUGGACUGGAUCCACGGCAACAUCUACUGGACCGAUAGCAGGUUGCAGACCAUCUCCGUGGCAACGACGGAUGGCAGCAAGAGGAAGACCCUCAUCACAGAGAACCUGGAGAGGCCCAGAGCCAUCGCAGUGGACCCCAUCAAUAACUUCAUGUACUGGACGGACUGGGGAGAGAACGCCAAGAUUGAGAAAUGUGGGAUGAAUGGAGUUGCUCGCGUCGCCCUGGUGACAGACAACAUCGUGUGGCCCAACGGCAUCACCCUCGACAUGAUCAACCAGCGCCUGUACUGGGUCGACUCCAAGCUGCACACACUCUCCAGCAUCGACGUGAACGGAGGAACCCGGCACAACAUCAUUUUCAGCGAGGAAACUCUCCUCCACCCUCUCUCGCUGACCGUCUUCCAGGAGAGAGUGUUUUGGACGGACACCGGCACCGGUGCUCUUUACAGCGCCAACCGCCUGACGGGGCGGGACAUCACCGAGUUGGCGUCAGACCUGGAGCAGCCGGAGGACGUCGUUCUCUACCACAGCCUGAAGCAGCCAAGCGGGAUUAACUGGUGCAGAGAGGGCAACAGUGUGAACGGAGGCUGCGAGUUCCUGUGCCUUCCUGCUCCCAUGAUCAGCGAUCGCUCUCCGAAAUACACCUGCGCCUGUGCUGACGGCAAGAACCUGGGUCCUGACAUGAGGAAGUGUGUGAAAGCACCCGUUCCUGCCAAGAACAAGACUGAUGCAUCGCUCCCUCCACCGGCUGCCACCACCAAGUCCACAACUACAACCACAACCACAACUACGACAAAGUCCACGACUACCACGACUGUCAAGCAGGUCCCAGAGUUCGCCGCCACUGCUCAAGGAAGCAGGCAAGCAGGGAUGCCCGAGGAAGCACCUUCAUCGCACUCGGCUGCUCUUUACAUUGUGUUGCCGCUGAUGGUCAUAUCCCUGCUGGUGUUUGGUGCAGGGUUGCUAUGGAGACACUGGCGCACCAAGAACACCAACAGCAUCCACUUCGACAAUCCCGUGUACCAGAAGACCACCGAGGACGAGGUGCACAUCUGCAGGAACGGCUCCGACGGCUACGUUUACCCCGAGAGGCAGAUGGUGAGCAUGGAGGACACCGAUGCGGCAUGACUUGAAGAUUGAGAAAACACUAGCCUUCCUGAAAGAUUUUAUUUCUUCCCUCUCUGGGGAAACACGACCUGCUGCUGUUCAACCGCCCCGCUUCCCGUCCCUCCAUGACUUCAUCCUGUGGUUGGUUUCCGACCUCGGCACUGUGCCGUCCGAGCCCACGAGCGGCUCCCUGAAACUUUAGCACAGCAAACUGAAUCAGCAAGCCUUUUAAGCCCGACCACGUAAUUAUUUCAGAGCGAAGGACGAGUUCACGAUACUCCUCGCUCUUUUUUUGAUUCUUUCUGAAAACUCACCAUUUAAACUUUCCGAGACGCACACGCUUCCUGCAAGCAGCACACGUGUGAAAUCCUGCGCUGUACGAUCACGACGCCUCGUGUGUGUGUGUGUGUGUGUGUGUGUGUGUGUGUGUGUGUGUGUGUGUGUGUGUGUGUGUGUGUGUGUGUGUGUGUGUGUGUGUGUGUGUGUGUGUGUGUGUGUGUGUGUGUGUGUGUGUGUGUGUGUGUGUGUGUGUGUGUGUGUGUGUGUGUGUGUGUGCCUUCCAGCCACGCUCUUAGCAGUUUGGUGAAGCCGACUGGACGCACUUACUUAGAAAAUGCCUUAUUGAUCCAUCUGCCUUCACGAUGGCGGCCGUCGGGGCGCCGCGCUCAUCCGGGAAACAGGGUCGCUAUAGCAUCCGUUAUACUCUGGCUUAAAAGGAUACGUUGCAUAAGAUAACAUCUUUUGUUGUCACUGUUCUCCUUGUGUAAAAUCCCAAACAAGGAUAUCUGUGUGUGUGUGUGAGUGUGUGUGUGUGGAGUUACAGAUGGUUUACAUUUAAAAUGACGAAGCUGCUUAGUUUUCUGACGUCAACCAAAAUGAAGAAGAUGUUCUCUAAGAUUAUUGCCUUACUGAAGUUGAUUUAUCACAAACACUGUAAAUAGAUUCUGUAAAUGUUUUGUAAAAAAGAAGGAGAGAAAGAAAAACCUGCUCAGUUCAUCCAGAAAUGUGCACAUGUGUGAUCGACUCUUAUUUAUUUAUUUGCGGAAAAGGCUCUUGAUUGCUGUCAGCCGGCCGCGACUGCGUGGAUGUCCUGUCGUGUAAAUGUGAAAGAUGCACUGAGGUGUUUUUGUCCGACCGACCGCCGUGCAGCUGUUUUAUUUAACUUCUGUCAAUCAAACCUUUGAACAGCGGCUCAGUUUCCUGCUGCCGAGCUUUACUGUCGUAGUACUGUGCUGCUGUCCUUACAUCAUUGUUGUUGUGUUUAUUUUUAUCUUUAGAUAAUUUAUUUUGUCUCCUCCGCUCUGUUACUGUGAUUUUUCAUGGUUACGACGCGCAUCACGAUGUUCUCCUUCACCACAGAAUGUGUGUUAAAGUUCGUAGGGUUUGAUUCUCGGCACUCUGGUUGUAAAUGUACAACUCUUUAUUUAUGUUCGAAUGGGUUGUUUUCUUUUUGAAUAAAAGAGUUUUAAAUGCU